Messenger RNA from Galleria mellonella (greater wax moth), 2460 nucleotides. RefSeq lists its product as uncharacterized. The coding region runs from base 300 to 2087 and encodes 595 amino acids. Gene Ontology annotation, molecular function: GTPase activity; calcium channel regulator activity; GTP binding. The record is from RefSeq and is a predicted model, not a curated record. Gene Ontology annotation, cellular component: plasma membrane. The transcript has 9 exons. Lineage: Eukaryota; Metazoa; Arthropoda; Insecta; Lepidoptera; Pyralidae.
UUCCCCGGCCGAACGUCUCGGCCAUUAUUAUCGCUCCUAACAACCUGAAAAGGAUUCCAUUUCCCUCGUGUUUCUGAUAAUAAUUUCCUAUAAAUUUUCCCCAGUCGCCUCCAGCGCGCGGUCUAUAGAGGACGUGUCGGUGCGCUCCCGUCAUAUCAAAAAUACAGUGCAACACAACAGCUGUGAGAGAUACAAUAAAAAAUAUAUUGUUAAUAGUGUUUUUUGAUCAAUAAUAUUGGAUAGUUUUAAACGGUACAAGGAAAUGAGUGACAAGCUAUAGUGAAGUGAAUCAUCUCAUAAUGGCAGUGAACAGUCCCGGUGGAUAUCCUCCCGUGUCCCCCAAGCCCCACACUCCUAAAAGUCCUCGACAUUUCGUUUUCCCUCAAAAAAGUCCCUCCAUCACAUCAAGCACCUCCUCAUCUGGUUACUACACUCCCCAGUCUGGCUGUAGCUAUGACAAACACAACCAACCACCAAAGUCUCCAAUCGCUCAUGGCCAUAGAAGUCCUAUUAGUCCAAGACAUUUCAAUUUUCCACAAAAUCAAUCGGGACGCUCCAGUCCCAGCAAUUUUGAUCGAUCCCAUGGCCUGCAUUACACCACAUCACUGAAGCAUAGCCGCCGCGAAAAAUCCAGGUCCCCAAAGCCACCACCCGUGCACAUUCAUACAAACCCUGGCUACGUAUCACCAAAUCGUACCAGAAAAUUAUACGGUUCUACUUCCACAGUGAAUUCGCCGAGACUCGUGACUUCUCCAAGUAUUGUGUCGAGCCAUACUGACGACUCGACGGAUGCGAUGCCCGGAACCCCUUCCGCAGUAGUCCACGACGCUGAUGAUGAGGCAACGACCACAUCCUCAAGGAUUUGUAGGAAAUCUACGUCAGAUCUUACUGAUAUGACGGAUGAUACCCCGCAGACCAGGUCUACAAGUGUCAGUAGACCGUGUUCCCCAAUGAGACGGGGCUCAAUGAAGGGUGGCUUGGCAUAUUUAGCCAGUAGAAGAGGUUCGAGGGAGUCCACGAUGUCAAAUUGUGAUUCAGUGGAAGAUAUCGGGCCGUUAAACUUUCAAAAUACAAUGCGCGGUCGACAAAGAAGAACCUCGAACUUUCUGGAAUUACCAGUCGUGGAACACUCCAGACCUCGAGUGUGUUCUCUACCAGAGAAGCCGUACAACCCCCGUCUCUCCGACGACCUAUAUAGGCUACGGACCUUCUCCAUCACCACCAAGGGCGGCGUCGUCAACUGCGGAGACUCCAUCUGCAACCGCAGAAGUCGUUCCAAUACCUCAGUCAAUUCUACUAAUAGCAGAGCAUCAGACAGAUCGCCUUUUGACGGUUCCUGUUGCUCAGGGUAUCGGCCUGUUGACUCCGCCAGUCUGACCACACCUGAUGAGGAUGAUCUCGAUGCGAUACCAAAGUACAGGGUCGUGUUGCUAGGAGACGCGGGCGUUGGGAAAACUGCACUCGUGUCUCAGUUCAUGACGUCAGAAUACAUGAAUACGUACGACGCUAGUCUGGAUGACGAGUUUGGCGAGAAAUCGGUGUCGGUGCUCCUUGAUGGCGAAGAAUCUGAAUUAAUAUUUAUUGACCACCCCAGCACUGAAAUGUCGGUGGAAAAUUGUCUAUCAACGUAUGAGCCGCACGCAUGCGUCGUGGUAUACUCCGUGGUGGCCAAGAGUUCGUUCCUCAGAGCCGGUGAGCUGCUCUCCUACUUGGCAAAAGAACAGUUCAUAGCCGAUAGGACCGUGGUAUUGGUGGGCAAUAAGGCUGAUUUGGCAAGAGCAAGACAAGUAUCGACCAAUGAGGGAAAAGCUUUGGCGACAACAAAAGACUGCAAGUUUAUAGAAACCUCUUCGGGUAUUCAGCACAAUGUGGAUGAACUACUAGUUGGAAUUCUUAAACAGAUACGAUUGAAGGAGAGCAGGGAGAAGAAACAGGCUAAAAAAGUUGGGAAACAGGAGGCGAAACCGUCGAAACUGGCCAGUUCUCGAACGCACAUCUCUCUCAGCAUUGCUCGGGAAAUACUUCAAAAGAUUUGCAUCAAUGACAUUUCAAAGUCGAAGUCCUGUGAAAACUUACACGUCCUGUAAUCUUCUGUAUUCCUGGUACUCUUCAUCGAUGUGACUGCUGUUAUUUAAUAUUUCUGAAUAUAAUUCAGGUACUAUGACUUGAAAACAAUUAGGUAAGUAACUAUUUUUAGAAAAUAAGUUGAGAUUAUAGUUUUAACAUGGUUUACAAAAAAUAAAGAUAUAUAUAUAUAUAUAUAUAUAUAUAUAUAUAAAAUUGACAAAGAAUUACUGAUAGAAAUGAUACAUGUUUGAAACAAUGAGGUUUACGUUUGUGAGACAAAAAAACUUUAAAUUAUUGAUCACAUACAUUUUUUUUAUUAAUUUACUAAAAAUUUAUUUAAUAUGUAUAUUAAAAAAAGUCUUGGUUAUUCGUGCAUUAAUUCAUAAUUUUGAG